Molecule: messenger RNA, 421 nt
Organism: Geodia barretti
Lineage: Eukaryota; Metazoa; Porifera; Demospongiae; Tetractinellida; Geodiidae
Source: the annotation of a GenBank genome assembly
UACGCAUGCACGUGCGCAGUUGCCGCAUUUUGAAAUACAGACUGUCUGAUCGAGGGGGAGAGAAUUAUCUGGGGCUGCACUCUCAUCAUAAUUAUUGUGACCAGAAGAAGGGAUAGAACCAGGAAAGCCUCAGACCAACAGAAACAUGCCGUCAAGUUUGUGGAUUGGGAAUCUUCGGCAUACCAGAGAUAUCUCCGCACACUAAAACACAAAGUGAUCUACAUGUUAAAUUACACUGUUUAUUUACGUACGUUGUUGUCAUCCUGGGCAGGUAAACAUUUCACAACAUCCCGGUAUUACUAUCAGUGUACAUACAUAGCUGCCAACCGUCCCGGAAUUAGCGUUAUGUAUCGGGUCAAGGAAGUUAGGUCUUUUUGUCCAGGAAAAAUUUAUUGAGCGUAUACUUACACUUGGGUAUCGU